AUAUUUAAUAAAAAUCGGAGCACAAGAUUAUCUCGAAAGUUCAACUGUUUCUUGAAUCUCACGAACCCUAGGCUGGAUUUCAUCUUUAACCUUUUCUUUCUCUGUGUUUAUCUGCAUCAGUGAUUCAGAUAGGCUUAAAGCAUGAUUUCUGCUGAAACGCAAUUACGGAGGUCGAUUUUGGUGUCUUAAUGAUUGAUAUAUGUACGUAGCUCUAGAGAUUCUGCUAAGGAAAGAUUUCGGAGGUUGAUUUUGAUUUGAACUGGACAACCGAUCAGUCUAUGCUAUGAGAUUUCCACGGUAGGCAGGGGCAGGAUCAACAUUGAUUUUAAAGAAACCCUAUGCUGGAGGUAUUCACCUCAGAUAAUUCCUCGAGGACUUUUAAAAGUUGAAGCUUGAAACUUGAUCUAGCCACGCUCAGUAUAAUUCACAGCCCACUCGGAAAGGUGGCUUAUAGUAAAAAUGACUUCUGUUGGUCAAUGUAACCCAAAUGAUAUUGAGAACAAUUAGAAUCCUGAAGCAUUUAGCCAAGUCAAGAAGCUACAAUAUUAAAGGGAGAGGAUAAAAUUGCAGUGAAAAGAGUGGUAAAAUUGAUGGUGGAUAAACAAUUGAAAAUCUAGCCAUUGACAGUCAUAUUAUGAAGAUGGGGGUCUUAUCAGAUCUGGAUGAGGCAAAUUUGUUUGAUGUUGCUGUUGAAGUGAGCCCACAUGUUAUCAUGGACGAAGAAGAAAUUUCUGAUGAUGUCAGUGCUGAUUCAGCUGAUUCGGUUAUGGAGUUCGAUGUCUUUGAUCUAGUAUGGAGCAAGAUACCGAGCCAUCCCUGGUGGCCUGGGCAGAUAUGUGAUCCAGCAGCUUCAUCAAUUAAAGCCAUGAAAUAUUUUAGAACAGGCAAAUAUCUGAUAGCAUUUUUUGGGGAUCAUACAUUUGCAUGGAAAGAAGCAGCGAUGAUAAAACCAUUUCAGGAAUAUUUUUUGGAGUUGCAGAAUCAGAACAAAUUGGAAAGUUUUCAUCAGGCAAUUGAUUGUGCUUUGGAAGAGUUCUCUAGGCGAGUUGAGUAUAGCCUUGCCUGCUCUUGUUUAUCAGAAGAAGUGUAUUCCAAGCUCCAAACUCAAACACUUACCAAUGCAGGAACCCCCAAGAUGUUGAGUAAAAGAGUGGGCGGGGACAGCUUUCUUACUGCAGCAUCUUUUGAUCCAAUGAAGCUUAUUUACAUUGUUAAGGAAUUAGCCAUGUCACCUUUUGGUGAAGCUGAUAAGUUAGAACUAGUUCGUGCACGUGCUCAGUUGUUGGCAUUCAAUCGGUGGAAGGGCUAUGGUGAACUGCCCAAGUUUGAUAAACACAAUGUAGUGUUCAACGAUAUUGAUCACAUUUUAGAUGUGAAAAACGAUUAUCAAAGUGAAUCAAUGGAGGAUAUAGGUAUAGACAUCAAACAUGAUGAAGCGGCCUUGAGUGGAGAAUUUAAAACUCAAGACAACUCCGUUGGCAAGUGCAAAGAUAAUUCUGAGUAUUUAAAAGACUCUAGUACAAAGGGAACUUUUUUUCUGAAUUCUAUGGCCAAGGAGCCUGGUCGCAGCUGGAAGAAAAAACAUAGAUCUGAAGAGAAUGAUGGCUAUGAAGUGAACUUGCAUGCUUCAAGUACAAAAGAUGAGGUAAGUACUGGUAUCAACAUUCCAAUAGCUCUUGUUGAUUUUAGGAAGACUGGCCAAACUUUUAAAGUUGGAGAUUCCAUUCAAAAGGUUGCUGAAUUGAAUGAGUUGAAUCCAAUAUUGAAGCACGAGGAUGGAAUAUCUCUAAAAGUUGUUUCCAAGACGAGACGAGGCAGAAAGCGCAGACAGGAGACUUCAGAACUAGUUUCUGGUGGGAACACUGGAAAUAAGUCGACUAAGACAGAGAAAAGAAUAAACAUUUCAGCCUCAGUAGAAACAUCUGAGUCUGAAUUUAUUAAGGACACUUAUUGGACUGAUAGAUUAAUCCAGGGCAUAGCUGAAGAUCGAGUAUAUUUUGAAAAUCAAAAUGAAAAUAUGGAGUCCCACGUUCAGACUCCAAGUGAAAGGGUUAUCCAUACUGGUGUGAAUUCAACCAAUCAAGAUGAGCCUCAUGAACGUAUGGAACCAGCCUCGGUGAAUAGUGUGGAGGAUCCCUAUCCCACAGCUCUGAUUUUAACCUUUACAGACUUCGAUUCCAUUCCUUCAGAACCAAACUUGAAUGAUAUAUUUAGAAAAUAUGGCCCUCUGUACGAGUCGAAGACUGAAGUAAUGAAAAAAAGUAGACGAGCCAAAGUAGUUUUCAAGCGAACUGCUGAUGCUGAAACAGCUUUCAGCAGUACUGGGAAAUAUAGCAUUUUUGGAACUGCACUUAUAGGUUACCGCCUUAAGUUCUUGCCUCCAGCCAAAGUUUCUUUGCGUCGGAGGGGGAGACCCAGAAAAGAGGCGAAUCUAAAGAAUGAGCUGUUACUUGAUGCGUGAGAUUCAGAUUUUGAGGUGUGGCUUCUAACUAACUUAUAAAGAAACUGGUAUUAUACUACUUUUGCUUUAAGUGACGUCUGUUUUCACUUCAUAUUGAUAGUUUAACUUGUAAAUAAGUAUGAAAGGGCUGAUACUUAUUUAAUAGGCAUGUUAUAAAUAAGUUUGUACAUGCUAUUUUCUGUCAAUGGGCAUAUUGGAGAGAAGUUAUGCCCCCAUGGUCCGGUCCUUUGGAUAUUUAGAUGUCACUUUUUUGUUUUGAUACACAGAUUUCUGCUCAAACGUUAGCUUGGAGGCUGAUUUAGCUUUGAACAAAGCAACCGAUCGGUCUGCACGCUAUGGAGGUAAGGAUUAUGAGUUUUGUUCUCGAA
Molecule: messenger RNA, 2829 nt
Organism: Cucurbita pepo subsp. pepo (vegetable marrow)
Lineage: Eukaryota; Viridiplantae; Streptophyta; Magnoliopsida; Cucurbitales; Cucurbitaceae
Product: PWWP domain-containing protein 5
Source: RefSeq, a predicted model, not a curated record